CUGACUAAUUACUUGUUUAUAUCUCAUAAAGCUCUGAGCAUAUUAUAAAAGGUGACCUUUACUUUUAAUUUUAUGUUGCAUGUCUUUUUUACCGUUACUUGACAGUGCACCUCCCGUUAUUUAAACCGUGAAUCCGUGAUUGAGAGAGUGCGCGAGACUGUGGAGUCUGUGGGCGGCGCGUGAACGCGGCGUCUCUCCUCUCGCGCGCUGUGAUCGUACAGUGAAUGAAGCUCUAGCGUGGGAAAGACGAACAGGAUACGCGAAACACUGACAUGGCUCCACUGUAACAUCACUGGAAUAGCUGUUACUGUGUUUUCAAUAGAUCAGAUCUCCAAUCAACGUCUAACUCGAGCGCGUUAAAAGCCUGAAGACGAUGCGUUUGAUCACAGCCAAAUCACAUCUGUUCAUCGCGCAGCUGUGGCUCAUCUGUCACACAGAUCUGGCUGUGUCGUACCUGAGAGGUCAGCGCAAAUUCGCUGAGGACGUUGACUGGUCUUACACAGGGUCCCUGAACCAGGAGCACUGGGCAAAGAAAUAUCCAGUGUGUGGCAAUGCCAGACAGUCUCCCAUUGACAUCAGUGAGGAGUUCACACAGGUCAGGGUUCAGUACCAGAACCUGCAGCUAGAGAACUGGGACCAACCAACCACCGAAUCCACCACCAUCACCAACGACGGCAAAACAGUGGUAAUCAGUUUGAACGGUCAGUACUUCAUAAGCGGAGGUGGGCUCAGAUCCAGGUUUAAAGUGGGCAGAAUCACGUUCCAUUGGGGCCGAUGUAACACCACUUCAGACGGAUCUGAACACAGUCUCAACGGAAACCGUUUCCCCCUGGAGAUGCAGAUCUAUUGCUUUAAUGACGAGGAGUUUGAAUCCAUCGACGAGGCGAUAAGUAGCAGUGGAAAGAUUACUGCUGUGGCUGUUCUGUUCGAGGCCAGUAUUGAAGACAACCAGGACUAUGUGGCCAUCAUUGAAGGAGUGAACAGCGUGAGCCGAUUUGGUAAAAGCAACCCUCUGGAAGCAUUUUCUCUGAUGGCUCUGCUUCCACAGUCCACUGAAAAAUACUUCAUGUACAAUGGCUCACUCACCGCGCCGCCCUGCUCCGAAAACGUGGAGUGGAUUGUGUUUAAAAACAUAGUGGCCAUCUCAGAGGCACAGCUGGAGGUGUUCUGUGAGGUGAUGACCAUACAGCAGGCCGGAUACGUCAUGUUAACCGACUACCUGCAGAAUAACUACAGAGAACAACAGCCGCAGUUCAUGGGACAAGUGUUCUCGUCCUACACGGGCACAGAGGAAGUUCCUGCACCCAUGUGCAGCUCUGAGCCGCAGAACCUGCAGGCCGACUCUCAGAACUACACGGGGAUCGUGGUGACGUGGGAACGGCCGCGGGCCGUCUAUGACACCACCAUUGAGCGCUACUCCAUCACCUACCAGAGACUGCAGGGCAAAGACCCGCCAAAACAACAGUAUCUCACAGACGGAGACCAGGAUGUGGGAGCCAUUAUCCAUCAUUUGCUGGCCAACAGUAGCUAUGUUGUCCAGGUGGUGGCGCUGUGCACCAAUGGCUUGACUGGAAAAAUGAGUGACCAGGUGAUUGUGGACAUGCCUCUAGAAGACCCGGUAAAUGAGCCUGAUCCCUUUGGAGAUUUAACAGAACCAGAGGAAUAUAAUGAGGAAACAACAUCACCUGCUUCCAGCUCUCCGCCCGGACGAAUUCUCAUCCGGGAAUCUGCAGCGACGGACCAACCGGGCUUCCUGUUCCCCGCUGUCAAGACAACCUCGAUUACAGUUCAACGAAAAAUGACCAAGGAGUCUUCACUGUCGUGGUCACCUGACCACUACAAGAACAGAAAUGAGACCAAACGUCCACUGAACAGACUCCUUCCAGAGGAGAGCGGCCACCUUGCUCAGGACCAAGAAAUAUCAAAACUGACAGCCAAAACUUUAAAAACCACGACUAAACCUGCAGUGAACACAACCUCAAUAGCUGACACUAGCACUGUCGCCACUGGAUCAGCGGUUUCAGCAUCUAUGAAGAUCAUUUCUCAGAGCACUCAGCCCUUGUUUAAUGAGGAGAGUAACAGCAGUCCAGAGUCUCGUGUCGGGAUGGUGGGAGGUACAGAGAAGGAGAAGAGGACGGUUGUUCCUCUGGCUGUGGUUUCCACGCUCACUGUCCUGUGUCUGCUGGUGCUGGUGGGGAUUCUCAUCUACUGGAGAAGGUGCUUUCAAACGUCACAGUUUUAUGUAGAGGACAACAUUUCAACCCGAGCCAUAUCUGCCCCGUCAACCCCUUUUCUUCUGCCUUCAGAGGACAAUGAAGCUCUCCCAGUAAAGGAAUUUGUGAAACACGUUGCUGAUCUUCAUGCAAAUCACACGUUCUCCAAAAAAUUUGAGAUCUUGAAAGAGUCUUACGAGGAGAUUCAGAGCUGUACGGUGGACAUCGGCAGCACUACGGACAGCUCCAACCAUCCAGACAAUAAGAUCAAGAACAGAUACAUAAACAUCCUGGCCUAUGAUCACAGUCGAGUUAAACUCUCUGUAAACUCUGACAAAGAUGGAAAAGCAGGGGACUACAUUAAUGCCAACUAUGUGGAUGGCUACAAUCAGCCGAAAGCAUAUAUAGCCGCCCAGGGUCCGUUGAAGGGAAGUCUGGAAGACUUCUGGAGGAUGAUAUGGGAGCAGAACGUGGGUGUGAUUGUCAUGAUCACUAACCUGGUGGAGAAGGGUCGGAGAAAAUGUGAUCAGUAUUGGCCCUUGGAGAAUCAGGAAGACUAUGGAUCAUUCCUAGUCACACUGAAGAGCACCAAAACUCUUGCCUAUUACACGCAGAGGACAUUCAUCUUGAAGAACGUUAACGUCAAGAAGGGCUCACAGAAGGAUCGCAGUCAGGAGAGGACAGUGUUUCACUUUCAUUACACCCAGUGGCCCGACAUGGGUGUCCCAGAAUACACUCUGCCCCUGCUGUCGUUUGUGCGGGCGUCCUCGCAGCCCAGGACGGCUGAUCUGGGGCCUGUGGUGGUCCACUGCAGUGCCGGUGUGGGAAGAACAGGAACCUACAUUGUGAUCGACAGCAUGUUGAAGCAGAUAAAGGAGGAGAGUAAAGUGAACAUCAUGGGAUUCCUCAAACACAUUCGAACCCAGAGGAAUUACCUGGUGCAGACUGAGGAGCAGUACGUCUUCAUCCAUGAUGCUCUAGUGGAGGCCAUCAGGAGUAAAGAGACCCUGGUCUCCGCUAGUCACAUUCACACGCAUGUGUCUGAUCUCCUCACACCGGGACCUACAGGAAAGACCCGCCUGGAGAAACAGUUUAAGCUGGUCAGUCAGAGCUGUGCAAAACAAAGCGAUUACACGGUGGCUUUAGAGGAGUGCAACGCAUCUAAAAACAGGACAUCUUGUCUUGUGCCUGUGGAGAGGUCAAGGGUCAUUCUGUCUACAGGACCUGGAGAAGCAUCAGACUACAUCAAUGCCUCUUAUUUAAUGGGCUACCAUCAGACCCACGAGUUUAUCGUUACCCAGAAUCCUCUGCCAAACACCAUACAGGACUUUUGGAGGAUGAUCUGGGAUCACAACGCACAGAUCAUAGUUUCCCUGCCAGAUACACAGAGCGCGAGCAGAGACGGAGAGUGUGUGUACUGGCCCACUAAAGAUCAGCCAAUCAGCUGCGAGACCUUCACUGUGAUCUUCAGCGGUGAGGACAAACUGUGCCUGUCCAAUGAGGAAUCGCUUGUGGUACAGGACUUCAUUUUGGAGGCUCUAAAGGACGAUUAUGUACUGGAGGUCCGGCAGUACCAGAGCCCUCGCUGGCCGAACCCUGACAGCCCCAUCAGCAAUUGCUUUGAGCUCAUCAACAUCAUCAGAGAAGAGAGCUCACGCCGAGAGGGACCCGCCAUCAUCCUCGAUGGGUCUGGAGGGGCGAGUGCUGCUUUACUCUGUUCACUGACCAGCCUGGUCAACCAGCUAGAAGAGGAGAACAGUGUGAACGUUUAUCAGACCGCCAGAAUGAUGAACCUCAUGAGGCCGGGAGUCUUCAACGAUAUUGAUCACUAUCAGUUCCUCUAUAAAGCUAUCCUGAGUUUGGUGAGCACCAAGGAGGACGAGAGAGGUCUUCGCCAAUCGGAAAACAAUGGCACGGAUACCGCCAACCCGUUGGAAAUCCUGGAGUCGCUCAUGUAGAUAUACAGACCACCCUCACCCUUCACCCAAGGAAUGUACAUUGAAUCAAGAGAAAGUCGUUUUUAAAACCCUUAUAAAGUCUCUACACAGACUUCAUGGGUACAGGAUAUACCAUAAUCCGGUCUUUUAUUGUGCCUUUUCAUUACCUUUGUACUUUAAAAUGCUUAUAUAUAAUUUUUCUGUUGUAACUAAUGCCAAAAUUUCUACUCUUUGGAAAAGCAGUGAUUGCUGUAUUGCUGGUGAUGUCUUAGAUUUUAGUCAGACAUAAUUGUUGAAGAAAUAUUUAUAAGUAGCAGGGUAAAAUAUUUAAUAUGCUAUCUAUUGGGGUGGGGGUGGGGGGGUAAAAAUAUCUUUGAUAUAUAAUAGCAUUCUUGAAUGUAGCCUCAUAAGUGUGAUUCUAAUAUAUAAAACAAUCGGCCACACCAACAGACCAAAAUACAUUUCUAUGACUAGCUCUUCUUUUCUACUAUGUUAGUUAUUGCAGAAACUGAAUGUUUCUUUUUUUGUUAGUAAAGAAAUUUCUGAAUUAACUUAGUUGAUAUGUUGUAACAGACAUUUAUUUGUACAUUACUCAUUUGUAAUACGUACCGCAUCCUUCUAGAUUGAAAUCUGUCAUUUCAUUAGCAUUCAGUUAUAUAUCUCCAUGUUUAUCAACUUUUAUUUAAACUGUUUAAUUAUGUAGGCCUUUUGUCAAGCAUUAACUCAGAACGUACUUGGAGACAAGAAAGCAAGCACAGUAAAAAAUAAACAAAACCGGAUUUUCCACGCACAUCAUUUCUUCUACAUUCGUGAGUGUUUGUCAUUUCUAAACAUUGUACUUUCUUCCACUGAGCUUCCAAACUGCUAACCACAAAAUGAAAGUGGGUGAAAUGAAAUAUUUUGUGUAAAAGUGUUGCACUACGAUUUAUUUGAGAGACUACAUAUAAUUUUUAAAAUAAAAUAUUAAUGUCAG
Messenger RNA from Carassius carassius (crucian carp), 5123 nucleotides. Its product is annotated as receptor-type tyrosine-protein phosphatase zeta-like. The coding region runs from base 374 to 4171 and encodes 1265 amino acids. Gene Ontology annotation, biological process: peptidyl-tyrosine dephosphorylation. NCBI's taxonomy places the organism in Eukaryota, Metazoa, Chordata, Actinopteri, Cypriniformes, Cyprinidae. The record is from RefSeq and is a predicted model, not a curated record. The transcript has 30 exons. Gene Ontology annotation, molecular function: protein tyrosine phosphatase activity; protein binding.